Messenger RNA from Poeciliopsis prolifica (blackstripe livebearer), 1333 nucleotides. RefSeq names its product oocyte zinc finger protein XlCOF6-like. Lineage: Eukaryota; Metazoa; Chordata; Actinopteri; Cyprinodontiformes; Poeciliidae. The record is from RefSeq and is a predicted model, not a curated record. Gene Ontology annotation, cellular component: nucleus. The transcript is spliced from 3 exons. The coding region runs from base 581 to 1333 and encodes 250 amino acids.
CUGCUUUUGGAUCACAGCAUGAUCCUUUUGACCCAUCUGGAGUCAUCUGUUGGUAUUCACUAUAUUUUCUGGACCAUAAGGCGUACCGGAUUAUAAGAUCUCUCACGAUGCAUUGUAGUUAAAGAAGAGGAGGAGGUUCCCGUUGAGCUCAAUAACCAGGAUGAGAAUUCCACUUUAGAUCGAGAGGAACCAGAACCUCUGGGGAUAAAACAGGAGCAAGAGGAACCGGAACAUCAACAUUUAAAAGAAAACCAACUCUGCAUCAGUCAGGAUGAAGAGCAGCUUGUGCAAAAACAGGAUACUGAUUCUCCUGAAGUUGAGAAUCGGGAUCAAGAAGAAAUUGAUUCUGAAAAUCAAGGAAAAAAUAGAGAUGAUCAGAAAGAACAUGAGAGACGUCAGAAGACCAAACAGCAGAAAGGGACUCUCCCAGGCCACAGUUUGUAUUCCUGUGAAAUUUGUGAUAAAAUCUUUUCUGGAGAAAAGGGUUUUACAAUACACAUGAGAAAUCACAUGCGAGAAAACAUAUGGAUGUACAACCUGUGGAAAACGUUACUAUAGCAGAAGUGGUUUAAAUCUGCACAUGAGAGCCCACACUGGGGAAAAACCGUUCACAUGUGCAACCUGUGGAAAAAGCUAUGGUAGCAGGGUUUCUUUACAUUUUCAUAUGAGAACUCACACAGGGGAAAGGCGGUUCAAAUGUGUUGUUUGUGGAAAAGAUUUCCGUCAAAGUUCAGCUUUACAUACUCACAUGAGAACUCACUCAGAUCAGAAGCCUUAUUCAUGCACAACCUGUGGAAAAAGGUUUUCUAAUAAAAGCGUGUUAAAUUCUCACCUUAUAAUUCACACAGGUGAGAAACGUUACUCAUGUAUUGCUUGUGGAAAACGUUUUAGUCAGAAAAGUCAGUUACGGUAUCACAUGAUGACUCACACAGGUGAGAAACCCGUUUCAUGCAUGACCUGUGGAAAAACUUUCACUCAUAAAGGUAAUUUAUCUGAGCACAUCAAAACUCACACAGGUGAGAAGCCUUUUUCAUGUUCUACUUGUGGGAAAUGUUUCAGUCACAAAAGCCUUUUAAGAAAUCACAUGAGAAGACACACAGGUGAGAGGCCUUUUUCAUGUACCACCUGUGGAAAGACUUACAGUGAGAGAAGUGGUUUAGCUUAUCAUGUCAAAACUCACACAGCUGAGAGACCUUUCUCCUGUGUGACCUGUAAGGCAAGUUUCCGAAAACAAUCCUUUUUAACACAUCACAUGAAAACUCACACAAUUGAGAAGACGUUCUCAUGUGUGACCUGUGGAAAAACUUUCACUGAGAAAUUGGAGCCUCCGUGA